This is a messenger RNA of Oxyura jamaicensis (ruddy duck), 6589 nucleotides long. It is a transcript of the gene RAI1, whose product is annotated as retinoic acid induced 1. Lineage: Eukaryota; Metazoa; Chordata; Aves; Anseriformes; Anatidae. Gene Ontology annotation, biological process: regulation of transcription by RNA polymerase II; circadian regulation of gene expression. Gene Ontology annotation, cellular component: nucleus. The record is from RefSeq and is a predicted model, not a curated record.
AGGGCGGCGGGCAACGAAUGCACUUCCGACGGCGCUCGGUCAUGCCCCCGACUUUCCUCCCCUCCCUCCCGGCGCCGCGCGGGGCUCCCGCCCGCUGACACCGCCGAGGCGGCUCGCACGGCGGCGGACAGCGGCGCGGCCGCCCGGGGAUGGCCGCCGGGGCCGCCCCCGCCCAGCGCCGCCGCUGAGACGCAGCGGGGCACGGCCAGCCCGGAUCUAAUCUGGCUACUGUGUUCUGGAAGAGGAGGAGAGAGAGACAGCAGGAGAGAGAGGAGAGAGCAAGGAACAUCGCAGAUAACAAGCCCGCGCCAUGCAGUCCUUUCGAGAAAGGUGUGGUUUCCAUGGCAACCAGCAGAGCUACCAGCCGACUUCACAAGAUACAUCACGCCUGGAGAAUUACAGGCAUCAAAGUCAGGCAGGGCCGAACUGCGAGCGGCAGAGGCUGGUGGCGAAGGAGUACUACAGUCAGCAGCAACUGCCGUACUCGGGCUACGAGAACAGCGCCGUGGAGAAAUACCACCGGGGAAACAAGCAAUUAGCGGGGCAGCAGCUGCAAGGCAGGCCGGCCUUUUCCAAUUACGCCGUGCAGGAGAACAGCCCCUACCCGGCCCGCUAUUCGGGGGACGAGAGCCUGCAGGCGUGGGGCAGCCAGCCGCAGGCGCUGCCCGGCGGCGUGGCCAAGUAUGAGGACAGCCUGAUGAAGAAGACGGCGGCGCCGGCGGGCGGGCGGCCCUACCACGAGCCGGCGGCGGCGACCCCGCUGCCCUUCCGGACUCACUUCCAGCAGCAGCAGCAGCAGCAGCCGCCCGCGCUCCCCUACCCCAAGCUGCAGCGGCAGAAGCUGCCCAACGACGUCUCCUCGCCCAUGCCCUUCCCGCAGAGCCCCCAUUUCGGGCAGCACUCGCAGUCCUUCCCCGCCUCCUCCACCUACUCCUCGGUGCCGGGGGGCAGCCAGCCGGCGCACUCCUACAAGAGCUGCACGGCCCCCUCGGGGCAGCCGCCGCUGGAGCGGCCCCUGGGCAGCGCCGCCAGCCUGGCCCCCGGCCCCCGCGUGCCCAACCUGCACGGCUACCAGCCCAACCGCAUCGGCUACGAGCAGCCCCCGCAGCCCCCGCCGCAGCCCCCGCAGCCCCCGCCGCCGCCGCAGCCCCCGCAGCCUCCCCAGCCCCAGCCUCAGCCCUUGCAGGGGAGGCAUCACGCCCCGGAGACCCUCCACUACCAAAACCUGGCCAAGUACCAGCAUUACAACCAGCCGGGGCAGACCUACUGCCAGGGCGACGCACCGCCCGUCCGGACGCCGGAGCAGUACUACCAGACCUUCAGCCCCAGCGCCAGCCACUCGCCGGCACGCUCUGUCGGCCGGUCGCCGUCCUACAGCUCCACGCCGUCCCCGCUGAUGCCCAACCUGGAGAACUUCCAGUACAGCCAGCAGCCGCUGAGCGCCGGCGCCUUCCCGGCCGGCAUCGCCGACCACAGCCAUUUCAUGCCGCUGCUGAACCCUUCUCCCACCGACGGGACGAGCCCGGAUGCUCAGUCCGGGAACUGCAAGAACCUGCCGAAGGAGAAGCUGCCCGAAAACCUGCUGUCGGACCUGAGCCUGCAGAGCCUGACGGCGCUCACCUCCCAGGUGGAGAACAUCUCCAACACCGUCCAGCAGCUGCUGCUCUCCAAAUCGGCCGUGCCCCAGAAAAAAGGCAUCAAGACCCCGGCGAGGACCCCCGAGCAGCUCAAGGGGCAGCACUGCAGCCCCGAGAGCAGCACGUACUCCGCGGAGCAGGUCGGGACGCCCCUGUCCGACCCGCUCAGCACCCCGCAGUCCGUCCACGCCGAGACGCAGGACGCCGACUAUCUCAGCGGCUCGGAGGACCAGCUGGAGAGGAGCUUCCUGUACUGCAACCAGAACCGCAGCCCUGCCCGCGUCAACAGCAACUCCAAGGCGAAGCCCGAGUCCGUGUCCACCUGCUCCGUCACCUCCCCGGAUGACAUGUCCACCAAAUCGGACGACUCCUUCCAGAGCAUCCAUGCCAGCCUGCCCCUGGAGACCUUCACCAAGUACGUGACCAACGAGCGGGACUGUCCCCGGCUGCUCCUCAGCGCGCUGUCCCAGGAGGAGCUGGCCUCCGAGAUCAUCGUCCUGCAGGACGCCAUCAGCGAGAAGGGGGACAAAGCCUGGGCCAACUCGCCCAUGUUGAGCAAGGAGGCCACCAAGUCCCCCUUCCAGCUGGAGAACCACCGGCCGUGCCUGGACUCCAUGGUGAAGGGCGCGUGGCCCAGCCAGGGCGACUCCAGCACCCUCACCGAGCCCCUCAAGCUGGACAAGGCUUCGGGGGGCAGCGCGGGGAAGGACUUUGGUGAGGAGGUGUAUGAGGGUCCCCAGGUGGAGUUCGCGGCCACCGAGACCAAGGACUCGCUCAAGGAUGCGGCCCCGCUGGCCUUCAAUUCCAAGCCCAGCAUCCCAGCCGCCACUUCCAGCGCGGGGGCCUCCAGCUUCAGCUGCUACUCGACCACCACGGCUAACUCAGUGGACUCCGAAAACGCCAUGGAGCACUUCGAGUGGCCGGAGGAGAGCCUGGGCGAGGCGUGCCUCAGGUGGAAGGAGCUGGGCUCAGGCCUGCAAGCCUCCGACCUCCCCAAGGGCUUGUUCCCCAGCAAAAUGGUGGGGUCCUGCAAGGAGAAAAAAAAUGCCUGCAGCUUGGAUCUGUGCGACGGCGAGCAGCCGGCCAAGAGCGAGCCGGCCCGGGACUUUGCCCAGCAGGCGAUGGAGGAGGAAGAGGAGGAGACGCUGACCUACGACGAGGCCACGAAGGCAGACAGCGAGAGGUGGCUGCAGGACACCCGGCACUGCUGCUCAGCCGGGGACUUUGGUGAGAUCCCCAUGAUCUCGUCGCCGGAGCUGAAGGAGUCGGACCUGGAGGCGGAGGAGUACUCCUCGCUCUGCGAGCUGGCGGGCGCAGAGCAGAAGUCGGUGCCCUACGACGCCUCACCCCCCAAGCCCCCGGAGAUGCCCGCCGUGCUGUCGGCCAGCGAGGUGCCCGUGUCCGCCGAGGAGACCGUCAGCACGGUGGAGAAGGACGGCUCUGCGCCCUCGGCGCGCCUCUCCGGCCAGUCCGUCAUCCUGCUGGGACCUGCGGUGGGCACGGAGACCAAGGUGAAGAGCUGGUUCAAGUCCUCCCUGCCCCACAUCCAGCCCGAGGAGAGCGGCGGAGGGGAGAAGCCUCUCCCGGAGGUGGCAGACUCCGAACCCUUGAAGAAGCAGCUGGUGCCCGAAACCGUGCUGGGGAAGACGGAGCCUGUCUCACGGGGCAAGAGCCUCCGCAACAAGAGGGUCCACUGCCGGCUGCCGGAGGGGGACAGCGCCGGCAGCGCGGUGCCGAGCCCCUUCGAUGAGCUGCCGGUGGCGUGCGUCAGGCCGGACGGGCAGGUGGAGAUGCCGAGCAAGAACGCCCACAGCCAGACGCCCAGGUUUGCGGCGGAGGGCUUGCCGGCACGCAUGUGCACCCGCUCCUUCACCGCCCUCGCCGAGCCCCGCACCCCGGCCCCGCUGGAGGGGCUGAAGGUGCCGGUGCACCAGGAGAAGCUGGGGAAGAAGCCGGCCUGUGGGGUGAAGCAGCGGGUGGCUUUCAAAGCCAGGAAGCGCAGCGGCCGGCCGGCCCCUAAAGUGGUCCAAAACGCCGGCGGCGAUGCCACCCUCCUGGUGCCUGGCUUGGUGCCGGCCGAGGAGGCAGCGGGGCCGACGCCGCCGGAGGGGGACGCGGUGGACGCGGGGGAGAGGGACCAGCGGUCGAUGAUCCUGCGCUCCCGGACGAAGACGCAGGAGGUUUUCUACACCAAGAGGCGGCGGGGCAAGCGGGCGGCGGACGUGCGGCUGAAGAACUGCAAGGCGCCCAAAAAGCUCAUCAACAACCACCUCCCCCCCGCCUUCAAGCUGGCCCCCCCGGGCAGCCCCCACAAGGAGGGCAAGGUGGGCGCCCGGAUGAAGCUGCCCAAAGCGGGGCCGGGAGUGGGCGGCAAGAUGUCCGAGCGGCCCCUGCACUCGCUGAAGAGGAAGUCCACCUUCAUCUCCCCCAUCCCCGCCAAGAAGAGGAACCUGGUUCUGCGCAGCAACAGCGGCGGCAUGAAGGAGGAGAAGCCCGAGGGUCCCCCCAGCCUCUUCAAGAAGAUGCCCGUGGCCAAGAAGGUGAAAGCAAAGCUGCCCCCCAAGAGCCCCGGUGAAGCCGUCCCGAAACCCCCCCCGCCAAAGGAGGCCCCCGACGUCUGCAUCAAGAUCACCUCCCGGGCGGCCUUCCAGGAGGCCACCAAGACCAAAGUGCUGCCUCCCCGCAAGGGCCGCGGCCUCAAGCUGGAGGCCAUCGUGCAGAAGAUCACCUCGCCCAACCUGAAGAAGUUCGCCUGCAAGCCGGCAGCCACAGCAGCGGCGGCGGCGGCGGUGGCAGCCACCUACGGCACGUCCCUGAGCCCGGCGGGGGCAGAGCGGGAGCGGGCGGUGAAGCACGGCGGCGUGGCCCCGGCGGUGGGUGACGCGCGGCUGCCCAAACCGGCGGCGGCGCAGAAAGCACCCGCAGCACCGUCGGCUGAGCAGUUCUGCCGAAACCCCCACGGCAGAGCGCUGAAGGGGAAGCCGGGCAGCGGGAAGAAACUCUCCGCCGACGGCUUCCAGGGUGAGACGUGCGUGCCGGCCGUGGUGGCACCGCCCGGCUCGGCGGUGGUGGCCAAGAACGUGGCGCUGCUGCCCAAGAAGAGGAACCGCAAGGGCAAAGCGGCAGCGCUGGGCAUGGCCAAGGCGCCCCUGGGCCCCGCGCUGCCGCUGCCACCCCGCGAGCGGGCGGCCGGGCCGGGCGGCGGGGACGAGGCGCCGCGGGAGGGCAAGAAACCAAAGAGCGAGGAGAAGGAGGCGGGGGGCGGCGAGGGCCCCGAGGGGCGUUCCACGGGCGGGCCGGCGCGAGGGCCGAAGCCGCGGGCCAACCACGCCAACUACAACGGCUACUCCAAGCGGCAGCGGAAGCGUCUGGCCCAUGGCAAGGCCAAGGCGGUGCCGUCGCGGUGCAAGAGCCGGGGCAAGCGGCGGCGGCAAGCCCAGCAAGCGCCGCUGCUGCACCCCGCCGAGCCCGAGAUCCGCCUCAAGUACAUCUCCUGCAAGCGGCUGCGGGCCGACAGCCGGGCCCCCCCCUUCGCGCCCUACGUCCGCGUGGAGCGGCGCGGCGAGUUCACCACCGCCUGCACCGUCGUCAACUCGCCCGGAGAGGAGGCCCGGCUGCAGCGGGGGCCCGCCGGCACGGCGCCGCGGCCGCGGGCGGCCCUGCCCGCCUCGUCCACCAUGCACCUGGGGCCCGUGGUGUCGAAGGCGCUGAGCGCCGCCUGCCUGGUGUGCUGCCUGUGCCGAAACCCCGCCAACUACAAGGACCUGGGGGACCUGUGCGGGCCCUACUACCCCGAGGACUGCCUGCCCAAGAAGAAGUCGCGGCUGAAGGAGAAGGCGCGGGCGGAGGGCGAGGAGGCCGGCGCGGCGGAGCGCGGGCCGAAAGGGACGGAGAGCAGCUGGGCGGCCGGCGGCAAGCCGCCGAGGCCGGAAGGUGCCGCCGAGGCUGCCAAGCAGAGCUCGCUCCGCUCCAGCCCCCGGGGCAUGUUUCGCAGGCUGCAGAGCUGCUACUGCUGUGACGAGAGGACAGAGGGCGAGGAGGCGGCCGAAAAGCCCCGGAGGCACGAAUGUAGCAAAGCCGAGUCCCCGCCGCAGGAGCCGGCGGGCGACACGCAGGAGCACUGGCUGCACGAGGCCUGUGCCAUAUGGACCGCUGGGGUUUUCCUGGUGGCGGGGAAGCUCUACGGGCUGCAGGAGGCCGUCAAGGCGGCUGCCGACGUGAAGUGCUCGAGCUGCCAGCAAGCGGGAGCCACGGUGGGCUGCUGCCAGAAGGGGUGUCCCCACACCUACCACUACGCGUGUGCCAUCGACACAGGUUGCUCACUAACCGAAGAGAGCUUCUCUCUGCGAUGUCCCAAGCAUAAGAGGCAGCCCGUGUAGCGGCGCGGGAGGCGCAACGGCCCCCGCCACCAGCGAGGGACCCGCGGGGGUGGCAGCGCCACCGUCCCCAGCACGGAGCCGUCGGGGGCCACCGGAGGAGCGUGGCCCCCGAGGUGGGCACAGCGCUGCCGGCCGCCCCCCGGCCUCUCUCCCCGGGGCCCCCCCCCUCGGGCGGGCAGAGCCCCCGGGGUGGAAGAACGGGGCCGGGGGGCACGGAGCCCCCCGGGGUGGCACGGCCGGGUCACCGGCCCCGGUGACACAGAGACUGCUCCAGGACUACGUGAGCUGCACAGGGGUGGGAUGGGGUGGGGGGGGGGGGUGGGGGGGGGGGGGGGGGGGGGGGGGGGCCGUGUACGAGGGGGUCCCGGCGAUGUUGUCUUACUUCGGGGCUGCCGGACCCUGCGUGGGUCCCGGGUCUCCGUAUCUCACACUGAUCUGAUCUGAGAUGUUGCCUUCAGCAAACCUCAUGGUGUCUGUCUGUAUAUAUGUGCGCGACGGAGAAAAGAAAAAAAAAAAAAAAAAGGAAAAAAAAAAAAGGAAAAAAAAAGAAAAAAGACCAAAAAAAAGAAAAAA